Messenger RNA from Leucoraja erinaceus (little skate), 1080 nucleotides. Its product is annotated as basic proline-rich protein-like. The transcript has 3 exons. NCBI's taxonomy places the organism in Eukaryota, Metazoa, Chordata, Chondrichthyes, Rajiformes, Rajidae. The record is from RefSeq and is a predicted model, not a curated record. The coding region runs from base 1 to 1080 and encodes 359 amino acids.
AUGAUGGUGGCAGACGGGUCAGUUCGGACAACGGCCAAUAUCAUCCACCAUCCUCAUGACCUGGUGUUAGUGGCCGUGGCCAUCUUGACCUUCCUCCUGGUCAUCCAGGCUCUCCCGUGUGUGACGGGCAGGUGGAGGCGGCAGAAGGAGAAGUCGCCGUGCCGAGCGCCAGGCCUGGCGAUCUCCGCCCCCCGCCCCCCGCCUCCCCUCGCGGCCACCACCGCCACUAGCGGCCUCCCCCGUGGCGUCGAGGACCAGCCGCCCACUCUCUGGCUCUCGCCGCUGACCACUGCCGUGCCCGCGGCCGACUGGGGCCCGUGCCCACCCAACCCCCGGCCAAAUGCCUCAAAGGGCCACCUGCCCCUGCCCCUGGCCCCCCCGCCAUUCGCCCCAACGUUGGCGCAGUCUCCGGCCAUGGUCACCGUCCACCUCGGCUGCCCUGGAGAUCGCCCGUCCGCAGAGAGACGGGUCACCGAGGGCGGCCUCCAGGAUCGGUCACUCCGGGGAGAUUGGCCUUGCCGCGCCCCUCUGCUGGAAGGGGCUUGGACGUCCAAAAUGCCCCCUGAGUUGGCGAUGCCCGGUGCUAGAUGGGACGACGGCCCUCUGUCCUGGACCUGGCUGGACGUCCCUGCCGGAGGGGCCAGAACGCCGCUGGACCCCAGGCCGAUGCCGAGCCUGACCGCUGGGCCCAUGGGCUGGUUGAAGAAGUCUGUGCUAGGCCUGUCCGCGGGGGUCAAGGGCAGGGACAGGGCUGGCGGUCACUCUCAUCUCUCCUCCCCACGCCUGCCCGGCCGGUCUCGGGGCAGAGACAGACCCCCGGCCACCCCACCCCCCACCCCGCCCCCCAACCCCACGAGAUGGCUUUGUGGAAAUCGCCCUGGACGAGACCCCCCCUCCCCGGCAGAGGGUCCCGGGGUCUCCAGGCCUGUGGGAGUUCUGGAGGACCCUCCCCAACUCCAUCCUGGGCUGCUUGCUUCCACCGGGCGGAAGAGGAGGAACGUCCCGGCCCUGGUCCCGGGGCCCUGGCCAGGGGGCCCCUCCCCAGCCAGCGACCACCUCCCACUGGAGCCCCCCAAAUAA